Haliotis rufescens (red abalone) is the source of this 2324-nucleotide messenger RNA. Its product is annotated as dorsal-ventral patterning tolloid-like protein 1. NCBI's taxonomy places the organism in Eukaryota, Metazoa, Mollusca, Gastropoda, Lepetellida, Haliotidae. The transcript has 17 exons. Bases 179 to 2209 code for a protein of 676 amino acids. The record is from RefSeq and is a predicted model, not a curated record.
UUAUACAACGUGAUUGCGUGUUGCAAGCGUAUCACGGGACGCACUGUUUGCGACCUCUGGACAACGUGUGUGUUGUUGCGAAAGCUUUUAUCUGUACCCGUUGUAGGCGUCAUCGUACUCGAGAUCUAUACACUGACCUAGCUCAGCUUCAUUUGGUUAGCGUGAACCUUCUCCUGCUAUGACGUCCGGUAACACAUUUUUAUUUUGCCUAGUGCUGAGUUUUCUUCAACGUUUCGCUGGGGGAUCAGAAUGUUCAGGAAACCUGACCGCUACCACAAAUGACAAAACCCUGACGUCACCGAAUUAUCCAAAACCAUACUCCAGUAAUCUCCAUUGUGUGUGGACAAUCACAGCUGCGCAGAGCAACCACACGGUCAUAAUACAGAUAUCAUCUUCUGAUAUUCAAGCAAGCGACGAUUGCAAUGCUGACUCAGUGACAGUUUACAAUGGAAACGCUCCAAUAGCAUCCCAAGUACUUGGCACCUUCUGCAAGACCUUCACUCCAAAGUACCAGAGUGGUUUAAAUCAGGCGCUCGUUGUGUUUAAAACAGACGAGUCUAUUGUUAAGAAGGGAUUUCGAUUGACCUACAGAUCGGUUCCACAAUCCGAAUGCUUUCCUCAACGAAUUGCCGAUGGCAUCAUGCCAUAUUACAUCGUUUCACCAGGCUACCCGAAUGCUUACUUCAACAACUUAAACUGCAACUGGGAGAUUCUAACACUGUUGGACGGCAUUGAACUGGAUGUUGUGUCAUCAGAUGUAGAAGGCCCUUAUCCUGCUUGUGGACAUGACGUUGUUACUGUCUACUCAGAAUUUAGAGUUCCCACAGACCAUCAGCUGGGUCAAUUCUGUGGUAGCACAAGCAACACAACCACGUUUGUUACACCUACGCCUGGCAUGACGGUAAACUUCACAACGAACAGUGCUGUAGUAAAACGUGGCUUCAGGCUGCGCUACCAGAGCUUCUCGGGGACAGGACCAACGACACCACCGCCGCCGCCGCUUCCCUGCGGCAACUCUAGCUACACCGUCGCUACAACUUCAACAAAACAUUUUCUGAUAUCCCCAGGAUACCCUCACGGCUACAGCGGGAGAGAGAACUGUUCCUACACCAUCAUCGGGCCACCCAACACCAUGAUCCACGUCAAGGUUACAGAUUCUAGCCUUUCAUCGGGGUCGUUGUGUGAAGGAGUCUACGUAAAGGCUUAUGAUGGGGACACGUUGGUGACAGUGUGGUGCUCCAAGCAAAGACCGGAAUUCCAGACACAAAACAAUGAACUGAACUUGAGAUUCGCGACAGAUGGCUCAACACCGUAUAAAGGCUUUAAUCUUACAUACUUUGCCACAUCAGAUCCGUACAAAUGCGAAAAUCAGUUAGUAGCUACAAGGGCGAUACAACUUUUCUCAUCACCAAAUUUCCCGCUUCAGUAUCAGAACAACGAGGACUGCAUCUGGGCGAUAUCAACAUCUGAGAAAAACAUAAAGCUUACCGUUGAGCUUUUGAGGCUGCAGGGAGGAACUGGUUGCCCAUAUGAUUAUGUAGCAAUUUAUGAUGGUUCCACGACUUCGAGCCUGGUCAUUGGCAGACUCUGUUUCAUGGAUACACCAACUCUAACAAGCUCCGGAUCAGAUGUUCUUGUGCGUUUCCACUCCGACGAUUCCCUUUCUUUUACCGGAUUUCAGAUGAGCUACACUGGUGGAAGUUACUCAAUCUGUGGCGACAACAACCUCAUCGCUCCAAUCUUCGGUGCCAGUCAUAUCAAAUCGCCAAGAUAUCCAAAUAAUUACCCAAGCUAUACAGAUUGUGUAUGGGUAAUCCACACUGUCAACGAAGAUUUUGUUAUAACCCUUGGCGCUCAAAACUCCUCUAUUGAGUACAGCAACGGUUGUAUCAAAGAUUAUGUGGAAGUCUUCGAUGGUGCAAGUACUUCGUCACCAUCACUGGGGAAAUUUUGCGGGACUCAGAAACCACUGUAUCAAAGCUCUGGAAGCUAUAUGACAGUAAAGUUCCAUUCGAAUGGUGUCAGCAAUGACAAGGGAUUCUACAUAUUAUACAGUGCUUAUCCAUCAUCCUCGUCAUCAAACAUAGGAGUAAUAGCUGGUGGGAGUGUCGGCGGAGUGGUCUUCCUGGUUGGUGUGGUCGCCGGUGGGUGUUUCUUCAGACGGAGAAGACUGAGACUGAUGCCACAAAGACUUGUUGAAGAACGUUAGUUGCUAUUUAAACACAAUGCCAUUUAGAAAGUGGUCAAAUGUAACAUAUAAUAUAUUCGGGAUAACACUUUCUUAGUAAAGUAAAGAUUCUCGUACUUUUUUGGGUUGAGUCCCA